GCAGUUUUCUCAAAAUGGCGUACGCAUAUAGGCGCGUUAGGCGCGUAGAAGAUACAUAUCGCGUUUACGAGGACCGAUAAGGAUAAGGACGAUCGACGGUGAGCUGUCAACAGCUGUCAAAAUCGACGCUACGUGGUCACUCCUAAGUUCGCUUGCACGUACAACGCUGUGAAAAAUGAGUUAACUGAAUCUAACAACGCAUCAUGUCGCCCGAGCCCACGCAAGAACCCAUUCAGGAUAAUCUGACAAUUUCCAACGUAAUCCUGGAUGCAAGAGCGGCGAAUGAUGAGGAAGACAGCGAGGACGAGGAUAUGGGUAUGGCGGGAUAUCUGCCACUAUCCCAAGUGUCUACCGAUGCCGAUCCCAUAUUAGGCGAGGAAGAGAAUGACGAAUGGCUGUCUGGAUUUGGCGAAUCUAAUCAGGCGUCGUCUGUUCCGACAACUGAAACUCAGCAAAGCUGUUCUUCAGAAAUAAUGGAAGUCUGGUCGUGUCCGCACAACCGUUCCGACAUUGAUUUGGAUGCAACGAAGAUCAAAGAAGUGAAAUCCGUGAUGGCGUCCAUCACUAUCCCCGAAACUUCCAUUCCGCAAUGGGCGAAUGCGAUCUCGGAGGAGCAGUGGAAGGAGCAGCUUCUCAUACGCAUUAAACAGAUGCAGAAUAAAGAUUCGUAGAGCUGAAAUUGCAACGUAGUCGCUGCGUGAUUGUAAUGAAGAAGAAAAAAUCCUUUACUGACAACUGUGCACGACGCGAGCAGGACCACAGGAAUUAUUCUAAGUAUAAUUUAUUACAACGUAAAACGAUGCAGGAAUAUAAUCGAGAUGUCGAUCGGACAUAGCCGAAAUAUUUAAAUAUUUUAGCAUUUGUAAAAAGAAUAGAAUAUUUGAUUUUUAUAUCAGUUAAGCUAAAAGCUGUCUCGAACAGAAUUUUAGCAUCUUGUUAAUGCGUAUAGGGUGUAUAAUUGUGACACGAGUGGAAUACAAAUCAAAACAUAUUCGAACGAAUUGUAAAGUAUACUUUUAUUAUUUUCGCUUUCUCUUCAUAUGUAUGUUGGAAGCAGAUUAUAAGAGAUAUAUAAUAGAUUAGUUUAAUCAAUAAA
Wasmannia auropunctata (little fire ant) is the source of this 1096-nucleotide messenger RNA. RefSeq names its product male-enhanced antigen 1. The transcript is spliced from 4 exons. Gene Ontology annotation, biological process: spermatogenesis. The record is from RefSeq and is a predicted model, not a curated record. The coding region runs from base 204 to 671 and encodes 155 amino acids. Lineage: Eukaryota; Metazoa; Arthropoda; Insecta; Hymenoptera; Formicidae.